AUGGCCGGAACUCUAAUCUCGCGCAACAGAAAUGCGGUCAGGCCGUAUUUUAGGAGACUGGACAAUUUCAACACAUUUGGAUUGCGAAGUUGUGCUUCCGACUAUAUUGUUAUCAGUGCCCUAGACCUUCUCGAUGAACUUUCUGGCAUCGCAACAGCCUACAGUCAUAUAUGGAUCAUAGGGGAUGGCAGCAACAUCAUCCUUCCAGCACGUGUCCAUGGCCUUGUUAUUCAGCCAACAAUACGUGGAGUUCAUACUAAGAUUGAGAGUGAUGAUGAGGUUAUUGUCACAGUCUGUUCUGGGGAGAAGUGGCAUGAUUUUGUGGUAUGGUGUGUCGAGCACCAACUCGGUGGGCUCGAGAACUUGGCCAUGAUACCCGGCACCGUGGGUGCGUCGCCUGUCCAGAAUAUCGGUGCAUACGGUGCAGAAGUAAGCGACUGCAUUGAAGCGGUAUUCGUUUGGGAUUUGAAGGGCAAGCGCAUGAUACGAUUCCCAUCGAGUGAAUGCAUGUUCGGCUACCGCACAAGCCGCUUCAGCUCUUCUAGUGAAAUGUGGCACCUAAUCGUUGGAGUGGUGUACAAACUGAAAAGGAAAGGUUGGAGACCGAAUCUGAACCACCCAGAGCUCAUGAAUGACAGCUAUUUAAGCCAGAAUGAUACCCAAGAGCUGACGCCCAAAGAAGUCUUCCGUGCAGUUUGUGAUAUCAGGCAGCAGAAGUUCGCAGGCAUCCACCACUGCGCCGGGAGCUUCUUCAAGAAUCCCGUUGUCUCGCGAGAGCGCUUUCGUCAACUUCAAGCGCUUCACCCCGGUAUUGUCUCUCAAUCUUUAUCACAAGGCCAGAGAAAGCUAGCUGCUGCUUGGUUGAUUGAGCAGUGUGGCUGGAAAGGAUACAAUACUACUCGAGUUGGCAUUCACAAAAACCAGGCACUAAUUAUAGUGAAUCAUGGAGAAGCAACUAGUGAAGAUCUCUUGGAACUCGCUUCCACCGUUCGCAAGAGCAUCUACAACCGCUAUUCUAUAUUUCUCCAGAUUGAACCAGUAUACUUUGUGGAGACUUUUCACCUUCGGUGA
Messenger RNA from Exophiala aquamarina CBS 119918, 1071 nucleotides. Its product is annotated as UDP-N-acetylenolpyruvoylglucosamine reductase. Gene Ontology annotation, cellular component: cytosol. Gene Ontology annotation, molecular function: UDP-N-acetylmuramate dehydrogenase activity; FAD binding. Bases 1 to 1071 code for a protein of 356 amino acids. NCBI's taxonomy places the organism in Eukaryota, Fungi, Ascomycota, Eurotiomycetes, Chaetothyriales, Herpotrichiellaceae. The record is from RefSeq and is a predicted model, not a curated record. The transcript has a single exon. Gene Ontology annotation, biological process: cell wall organization.